Molecule: messenger RNA, 2090 nt
Organism: Beta vulgaris subsp. vulgaris (sugar beet)
Lineage: Eukaryota; Viridiplantae; Streptophyta; Magnoliopsida; Caryophyllales; Amaranthaceae
Exons: 6
Coding region: 663-2003 (446 amino acids)
Source: RefSeq, a predicted model, not a curated record
AUUAUCGUCGAACAAAAGGAAAAUAGGGGCAGCAGUCAGCACCAAAGUCACGAGAAUGAAUAGCGCGAACCACAUUUAUCGCAUCACUCUCCAAAAUCACCCUUUCAAAACCCAGCCUCUUCGCCAACCACACUCCAUAUCUGACAGUUGAGUUUGUAUAUUUAUUAUACGUGGAUACAAAUUUUGAAGAGCUAGAAUUGAGAUAUAAAUUUGAAAACUUUUUGUUGUUGUAAGAAUCAGAAAUUUCUUCAUCUUCUUAGUUCUUAAGAACAGCCAUCACCAUUCUUUAAACUUGCUCCUUUAAAUGUUCUAGUCUUGCCAUUUUCACUGUCCAGAUUUUUUAACAGAAGAACAAAAUAACAAAAAUAGAAUCUCAAACUGUUGUGCACAUAUCUUUUCUUACCAUUUAUAUCUCUGAAAUUCUGAACUGACCCAUAAUGGAGGCAAUCUAUAGCAGACUUUAUUAUUACCUGUUAAAACUUCAUAACUUCUGCAUCUUUUCAAAUUUAAAAAAAUUUCAUUCCCUAUUUAUUGCAUAGUUUUAUCUUUCCGUUUGAAAAUUAAAAUCUCCUACUUUGCCAAUUACUUUUCUCUAUUCUUUUGCACCAACAAAAAAAAAAGAGCUUUUCUCUAUUCUUUUCCAGAAUUAGUGCAGAAAACUAAUGUGCACACCUUGGGUUGUCAAGAAGUUAGCACUGUUGCCAUUUCAAGUGAUGUGCAAAUGUUCAUAUCUCAAUGAGGAAGAACUAAAUAACAGGAAAAACCGAGCUGUUUUUCCUUCCUCAACUUCGUCUUCUCAAGUAACAACACCAAAGAAAACUUCAUCCCCUUCAUCAUCGACGUCCCAAAGGGAGAUUUGUACUACAUUAGUCUCUUCCCCAAGUUCACCAGGGUCAGGAGCUAACACACCAAAAACUUUGUUAUCACCACGACGAACAGAAGCACUGGAAGGCCGAUCAGCAGCUUGGGUAGCAAAAAAUGAGGCUAGGAAUGGUGGGAGCACUCCUAGGAUAUUGCUACCUCGACUUAAGCAAGGGAAGCUCAAAAGGCGCGUUACUAUUGGAUCAACACUAUCUACUAGUAGUGGUUCAGGUGAUAUAGAGGAAGCUGAUUGGCCACCCUUUGCUGAUGAAGACUACAUUGUGUUCUGCUUUGAAGAAGAUGGUGCAUUUCAUGUUGUUAUGGAAGAGAGCCCCAAGAUUAUCACUCGAAAGCAGCUUCAGUGUGAAAAACAUGGGAAUAUCACCUGCGCAUGUAAUGAGGAGAACAGGGAUGUUAACCAUCUAACGCUUAUAAACAGAAGAGACUGUUUGUUACCACAUCAAGAGUUGCAGGCUGAUGAAAAUUUGAGUAACAGUGAAUUGAGUCCAAAGAUGCAACAAGAUGGAACUAAUGUUGGUGAUCAUUUGUUUUCGAACAACAAAUUCAUGCUUGAAAAUGAAUCGACUGAAUCAUUGGAAUGCAGAAAUGGAUCAAUUGAAUCAACUGACUGUGGUCGAUUGGAUGAUGAAGAGCAGUUCCAUAAUGAACAUAACCCUGAAGUUGAACUUUCAUUAUCACGCUGGAACUCGAUAGGCGAAGAUGAAAACAAUGACAAUGAUCUUCCUGCUUUUAAGAGACAUUGGUUGUUACCCAACAUAGAGGUUGGGGAGGAAGAUGUGUUUUUGAGUCCGAAAUCUCAGCUGGGAAUGAUGAUUAGGAUCGAAGAGCUCUUGAAGAGCGAUAAUGACAUAUCAAGCAUAGAAUCUGAUCAAUCAAGUGGUUUCAGUGGAUCAGACAGUAGAGAUGAUCAAGACGAUCAAAUCGAGGGGAACGAAGAAGUGGCUCCAGAAUCGGCUAAAUCAAGCGUCUCAAAUCAAUCAAUUAGCAGCUCAACCUCAUUUAAAUUCCCCGUGUUAGAUUGGGAAUGGACUGGGAGUCCAAUUACAUGGCCAAGAUCAGGCAGCUUUCAGUUCAGAAAGCAUAAAUCUCGUCCUGCAUGUCUUCGAUGUUGUAAAUUCUGAAAGAAUCCCCAUAUUUGUUUUUCCCCCGAAUUGAAAUACCCUCAGCCCCUCCCCUGAAAAUUUAUGAAAAGAAUUUGGCUGCAAAAA